AAGUCAUUAAUUGAAAAAAAAACAUAUGAUACUUCACCGUAAUUUUUACAUCUGAAAAAAUUUGUCCGUUUUUACUGACUUACACAAUAAAUUUCUAUUGUUUUAUAACUUAUCUAUUUGAAAUAAUCAAGAUGGUUCGUGAUUUCAAAGCUCCCAUUAAUGUCUCCCCAUUAAUCAGAUUUGGUCGUUAUUCUUUACUCCUAGCUGGUAUUGGGUACGGAAUGACUAGACAUAGUUUUUUGCAAAGGAAAGAAGACAAAUCCAGAGAUGAACGUUAUAGGUUAAAAGCAGAAAGAGAUGCCAAAAUUGCUGAAGAAAAGAAAAACUUUGCUGCAGGUAUAUCAAUGUUAUAUCAUACAUUAAUUUUUUUAUAUUAAGGUUAACAUAUGUUU
Messenger RNA from Daktulosphaira vitifoliae (grape phylloxera), 392 nucleotides. Its product is annotated as ATP synthase subunit e, mitochondrial-like. Gene Ontology annotation, biological process: proton motive force-driven ATP synthesis. Lineage: Eukaryota; Metazoa; Arthropoda; Insecta; Hemiptera; Phylloxeridae. The transcript is spliced from 2 exons. Gene Ontology annotation, molecular function: proton transmembrane transporter activity. The record is from RefSeq and is a predicted model, not a curated record. The coding region runs from base 132 to 377 and encodes 81 amino acids.